Mercenaria mercenaria is the source of this 2911-nucleotide messenger RNA. RefSeq names its product sodium-dependent multivitamin transporter-like. Gene Ontology annotation, molecular function: symporter activity. The transcript has 2 exons. The coding region runs from base 100 to 1953 and encodes 617 amino acids. The record is from RefSeq and is a predicted model, not a curated record. NCBI's taxonomy places the organism in Eukaryota, Metazoa, Mollusca, Bivalvia, Venerida, Veneridae. Gene Ontology annotation, biological process: sodium ion transport; transmembrane transport. Gene Ontology annotation, cellular component: membrane.
AGCCGUGUUCCGUAAACCUUUGUUAGAGGUAGAGUUAAUACUCUGUUCAGAUACACUCAACCUAAACCAUCAGCAGUAACGCUUUAUUAUUGUGUAAAGAUGGAUAGCGAUACACUCUCACGCACAUUUUCUGUGCCGGAUUUUAUUGUUUUCGGACUACUGAUACUUGUUUCUGUGGCAAUCGGAAUUUUCUUUGCGUUUCGGGAUAAAAAGCAUAACACGACUGAAAAUUAUUUUCUCGGGAACAGAAAAUUGAGAUCGCUGCCUGUCGGGUUAUCUUUUGUAGUCACGUUCCAAUCGUCUAUAUUGAUACUAGGAUUUCCGGCAGAAGCCUACGCAUACGGUUUGCAGUAUGCAAUGCAAUGUGUUGGUGUGAUAUGCGGCUAUCUACUGGCUGCAUUCAUUGUCGUUCCAAUUUUCCAUCCACUGAAAGUAACAAGUGUUUACGAAUACUACUAUUUACGUUACAAGACAAACUCUGUACGUUACGUCGCUGUUACGUUAGGUGUAAUUCAUUAUACUUUUUAUAUGGGAAUCGUAAUGUACGGAACAGCAUUAGCAUUGGAGUCGGUUGCCAAGCUACCUAUGUGGUCGUCAAUUCUCAUUUUCUCGACGGCGGCCAUCAUCUAUACUUCAAUUGGAGGAUUCAAAGCUGUCAUAUGGACUGAUGUUUUCCAGUCACUCGUUAUGCUCAUCGGCAUUCUAGCAGUGCUCUUCAAAAGUACAAUCGACGCCGGAGGAUUUGGAAACAUUUUCAAACUGAGUGAAAGUCGCCUGAACAUGCUUGACUUCAACCCAGAUCCAACUGUACGACAUACCUUUUGGACACUUGUUUUUGGUGCCCCUUCGCAGUUUUUCUACUUGGCUAUUACACAGGCCGGGAUUCAGAGAAUAAAUUCGACACCAAGUAUUGGAGCUGCUCGAAAACUGUUUUACAUCGCAGCACCUAUAUAUUCAUUUACCUGGAUUUUAGUCUUGAUUCAAGGUCUUGCAAUUUUCGCGUACUUUUCCAAUAAGGGCUGCGAUCCAUUAGCGUCGGGGCAAGUCAAAAAUCUAAAUCAAAUAAUACCGUUUACCAUGUUGGAGCUUUUCCACGAGUAUCCAGGCCUCCCGGGACUAUUUAUAGCGGCUUUAGCUGCAGCUUCACUUAGCACUAUUUCCUCAGGUUUAAGUAGUCUUUCUGCAGUAACGUACGAGGAUUUUAUCAAAGUGUUUUUCAAAAAUAUCAAAGAUCAAACUGGGACCAACAUAUCUAAAGUAGUUGUAGUAGUGUAUGGUCUGAUAUCAGUAGGCUUUGCAUUCCUGCUUUCGAAUGUAGAGGGUCCACUAGGGCAGAUAAUGGCUAGCUUCAUGGGCGCCAUUAGUGGUCCGGAAGUUGGACUCUUCCUUAUUUCUGUGUUUUUCCGCAGAGCGCAAGCUAAAGCAGUAGUUGCCGCAACAUUAACAGGGAUGGGAUUUGUUUUAUGGAUAAUCAUGGGUCAAAACUUCUCGGCAACAGUUCCGAAAGCGCCAUAUCUGCCCCUUGGUCCUACUGACCAAUGUCCUUUGUUAGAAAUGGAAAACAAUUCAACUGUUACCUAUUCUGAAAAUCAAACUCUCGCUCACUUUGGGACACUCAUCACAAAUGUAACCGCAGAUCCGAAUAAUGUUAAAACAGUUCAUGAAUCCUCUCGAACUGGGCUUCAGACAUUUUAUUCUAUCUCUUACAUGUAUUUCAAUUUAAUCGGUUGUCUAACAGUAAUUACUGUUGGUGUUAUCGUAAGCUUACUUUCUCAGCCAGAAGUACCGGAACCAGUUAGCGAGAAAACAGUACUUCCGCUGUCGAUAUUUGUUCCUUCAUGUUUGAAGAGCAGAUGUCUCACAUACUCAUCAGUUGAGUUGUCAGAUUUAAACGAACGCGAGGUGACGAUUGAAAUGGAAAAUGGAAAGGCACAUAGAGAUAGAACGGUAUAAUCUCACAUAUAAGUAUCACAUGACUAUUAAUUUGAUAAUGUCUUCAGCUACAGUAGCACUUGUAGACAAAUCUUUGAAUCAUUUUAGUGUUCAUGAUUUUGUCUCGCCUGACCUAACUUUGAUCAGACUGAGUUAUUAAUAAAGGUGUAUGGUCCGGCGUUCGUCGUCCAUCGUACUGCGUUAAGAUUUUACUUAAACACCUACCCAGAUGCUACUGGUCAGAAUUACACCAAACUUGGAGGAACCGCUUGGUGGAUCUUCAUAAAACUUGUUCUGUAGCAUCUUUAUGGGGGCACUUGGUCCCGUCUAAGGGCCGGUAAAACUAAAGUUAUAAAUACCUUUAGACGUUGUUUGUAACAUCACUGUAUGGUUCUUUCCCAAUCUGGUUCAAAUGGGGUCGAUUGGCCCCUUUUAGAGUCUUUCGGAGCUAGAAUUAGAAGUGCCUUCAAAUGAAGCCUUCUCAUAAACCAGUGGAUGGAGCAUCAUCAAACUUGAUUUUUAGCAUCAUUAUAAGGUCUUCAGAUUACGGGCAAAUGCUGCUGGAGUUAAAAAUAGAAAUAUCUUCUUAGACUUCUUCUCAUAAACCACUUGAUGGAUCUUUAUUAAAUCUAGUCAAGUGUCUAAUCGAUUAGAACCACUUGGCCCCUUAUAUGGGUCACUUGAGCUAAAAUACGAAAUACCUUUAAACGACUUCUUCACAUGAACCGCUUGAUGGAUCUUUAUCAAACUUGAAUUAAAAACAGAAAUACCUUUAACUAACUUCUCAUUAACUCCUGGAUGGGCCUCGUCGAAACUUGUCUAGAGCAUAAUUAUAAGGUCCUUUACCAUGUUUAUUCAGUUGGGGUCACUAUGAGCUAGAGCUUAAACUAGAAUUACCUUUAAAGUUCUUCUCAUGAACCGCUCAAUGGAUCGUCAUCAAAUAUGGCCUGCAUCAUCAUUAUUGGUAUUAUGCCAUGGA